AUUUUUUCCCCCUCCCUUUUCUAUCUGUCUUCUUCCCAGGAAGCGAAUUGCUGAUGCAAAUCAGACUUUAUUCAUUAAUGAUGCAGCCGGAUUCGUUUCAGGAUUAUGUUGCACGAGUUGAAUUUUGAAUGAAGGAGAAGAGUUUUUUUUUUUGGUAAAGAAGUGUUGACUCUAAUUCGUUGUACUUUUAAUUAUUUUAUUUAAAUAUACGAUUUAAUUGUAUUCUCUUAAAAAUGUAUUAAAUAUAUAUUUUAUGGUAACCUGCCCUCAAAGUACAUGUUUAUGGGUGAAAUUGAAGACGCUUCAGUUAAGUGAGGUUACUGGUGUGUUGGAUGUUUAAUUCAGCACCGGCAUUGCAUGACAGUUGUUUGAAUAACAAGUGGUUUAUUUUUAAAACCACAGCUUUUAAAAAUUAGGUUCAAAUAAUUAUAGUAAAAGAGCCUAACAAUAAUUUAAAGGAAAACCAGCAGAACUUGAAGCAGCCAUGUCUGGAGAAGUGCGUUUGAGGCAGCUGGAGCAGUUCAUUUUGGAUGGGCCCGCUCAGACCAAUGGGCAGUGCUUCAGUGUGGAGACAUUACUGGAUAUACUCAUCUGUCUUUAUGAUGAAUGCAAUAAUUCUCCAUUGAGAAGAGAGAAGAAUAUUCUUGAAUACUUAGAAUGGGCUAAACCAUUUACUUCUAAAGUGAAACAAAUGCGAUUACAUAGAGAAGACUUUGAAAUAUUAAAAGUGAUUGGUCGAGGAGCUUUUGGAGAGGUUGCUGUAGUAAAACUAAAAAAUGCAGAUAAGGUAUUUGCCAUGAAAAUAUUGAAUAAAUGGGAAAUGCUGAAAAGAGCUGAGACAGCAUGUUUUCGUGAAGAAAGGGAUGUAUUAGUGAAUGGAGACAAUAAGUGGAUUACAACUUUGCACUAUGCUUUCCAGGAUGACAAUAACUUAUACCUGGUUAUGGAUUAUUAUGUUGGUGGAGACUUGCUUACUUUGCUCAGCAAAUUUGAAGAUAGAUUACCUGAAGAUAUGGCCCGAUUUUACUUGGCUGAGAUGGUGAUAGCAAUUGACUCAGUUCAUCAGCUACAUUAUGUACACAGAGACAUUAAACCUGACAAUAUAUUGAUGGAUAUGAAUGGACAUAUUCGGUUAGCAGAUUUUGGUUCUUGUCUGAAGCUGAUGGAAGAUGGAACGGUCCAGUCCUCAGUGGCUGUUGGAACUCCAGAUUAUAUCUCUCCUGAAAUCCUUCAAGCCAUGGAAGAUGGGAAAGGCAGAUACGGACCUGAGUGUGACUGGUGGUCUUUGGGGGUCUGUAUGUAUGAAAUGCUCUAUGGAGAAACACCAUUUUAUGCAGAAUCUCUGGUGGAGACAUAUGGAAAAAUCAUGAAUCACAAAGAGAGGUUUCAGUUUCCAGCCCAAGUGACUGAUGUUUCUGAAAAUGCUAAGGAUCUUAUUCGAAGGCUCAUUUGUAGCAGAGAACAUCGACUUGGUCAAAAUGGAAUAGAUGACUUUAAGAAACACCCAUUUUUCAAUGGAAUUGAUUGGGAUAAUAUUCGGAACUGUGAAGCACCUUAUAUUCCAGAAGUCAGUAGCCCAACAGAUACAUCAAAUUUUGAUGUGGAUGAUGAUUGUUUAAAAAAUUCUGAAACGAUGCCCCCACCAACACAUACUGCAUUUUCUGGUCACCAUCUGCCAUUUGUUGGUUUUACAUAUACCAGUAGCUGUGUUCUUUCUGACCGGAGCUGUUUAAGAGUUACGGCUGGUCCUACUUCACUGGAUCUUGAUGUUAAUGUUCAGAGGACUCUAGAUAAUAACUUAGCAACUGAAGCUUACGAAAGAAGAAUUAAGCGCCUUGAACAGGAAAAACUUGAGCUGAGUAGAAAGCUUCAAGAGUCAACACAGACUGUCCAAGCUCUGCAGUAUUCAACUGUUGAUGGUCCACUAACAGCAAGCAAAGAUUUAGAAAUAAAAAACUUAAAAGAAGAAAUUGAAAAACUAAGGAAACAAAUAACAGAAAUGAGUCACUUGGAACAGCAACUUGAAGAAGCUAAUUCUGUGAGGCGAGAACUAGAUGAUGCUUUUAGACAAAUCAAAGCUUAUGAAAAACAAAUCAAAACAUUACAACAAGAAAGGGAAGAUCUAAAUAAGGAACUAGUCCAGGCUAGUGAGCGAUUAAAAAAUCAAUCCAAAGAGCUGAAAGACGCACACUGUCAGAGGAAACUGGCCAUGCAGGAGUUCAUGGAGAUCAAUGAGCGGCUAACAGAAUUGCACACCCAAAAACAGAAACUUGCUCGCCAUGUCCGAGAUAAGGAAGAAGAGGUGGACCUGGUGAUGCAAAAAGUUGAAAGCUUAAGGCAAGAACUACGCAGAACAGAAAGAGCCAAAAAAGAGCUGGAAGUUCAUACAGAAGCUCUAGCUGCUGAAGCAUCUAAAGACAGGAAAUUGCGUGAACAGAGCGAGCACUAUUCUAAGCAACUGGAAAAUGAAUUAGAAGGACUGAAGCAAAAACAAAUUAGUUACUCACCAGGAAUAUGCAGCAUUGAACAUCAGCAAGAGAUAACCAAAUUAAAGACUGAUAUGGAAAAGAAAAGUAUCUUUUAUGAAGAAGAAUUAUCUAAAAGAGAAGGCAUACAUGCAAAUGAAAUAAAAAAUCUGAAGAAAGAACUGCAUGAUUCAGAAGGCCAGCAACUUGCCCUCAACAAAGAAAUUAUGAUUUUAAAAGACAAAUUGGAAAAAACCCGGAGAGAAAGUCAAAGUGAAAGAGAAGAAUUUGAAAAUGAAUUCAAACAACAGUACGAACGAGAAAAAGUGUUAUUAACUGAAGAAAAUAAAAAGCUGACAAGUGAACUUGAUAAACUUACUACUUUGUAUGAAAACUUAAGUAUACGCAAUCAGCACUUAGAAGAAGAGGUUAAAGAUCUGGCAGACAAGAAAGAAUCGGUUGCACAUUGGGAAGCCCAAAUCACAGAAAUAAUUCAGUGGGUCAGUGAUGAAAAGGAUGCAAGAGGGUAUCUUCAGGCCUUAGCUUCUAAAAUGACUGAAGAAUUAGAAGCUUUAAGGAAUUCCAGCUUGGGUACACGAGCAACGGAUAUGCCCUGGAAAAUGCGUCGUUUUGCAAAAUUGGAUAUGUCAGCUAGGCUGGAGUUACAGUCAGCUCUGGAUGCAGAAAUAAGAGCCAAACAGGCCAUCCAGGAAGAACUGAAUAAAGUUAAAGCAUCUAAUAUCAUAACAGAAUGUAAACUAAAAGAUGCAGAGAAGAAGAACUUGGAACUACUGUCAGAAAUUGAACAACUGAUAAAGGACACUGAAGAGCUUAGAUCUGAAAAGGGUAUAGAGCACCAAGACUCACAGCAUUCUUUCUUGGCAUUUUUGAAUACGCCUACCGAUGCUCUGGAUCAAUUUGAAGAUUCCUUUUCUUCUUCCUCAUCUUCACUGAUUGAUUUUUUGGAUGACCGCUCUCCAUCCUGUACUCCAGCUAGCAAAGGCAGACGUACUGAUCCCGUUGAGAACACAUAUGUACGGAAUCCGAGCGUCAAGUUUUACAUCCAGUCAAGGUCCACAUCUCCUUCCACAUCUAGUGAAGCUGAGCCAGUUAAGAUUGUAGACUGUACUCCACUUCCAGUUCAUACACCAACUUUAAGGAAAAAAGGAUGUCCUGGUUCAACUGGCUUUCCACCGAAGCGCAAGACUCACCAGUUUUUCGUAAAAUCUUUUACUACUCCUACCAAAUGUCAUCAGUGUACCUCUUUGAUGGUGGGUUUGAUAAGACAGGGCUGUUCAUGUGAAGCUUGUGGAUUCUCAUGUCACAUAACUUGUGUAAACAAAGCUCCAACUACUUGUCCAGUUCCUCCUGAACAGACAAAAGGUCCCCUGGGUAUUGAUCCACAGAAAGGAAUAGGAACAGCUUAUGAAGGUCAUGUUAGGAUUCCUAAGCCAGCUGGAGUGAAAAAAGGAUGGCAAAGAACUUUGGCUGUAGUCUGUGACUUCAAACUCUUUCUGUAUGAUAUUGCUGAAGGAAAAGCAUCGCAGCCCAGUGUUGUCAUUAGUCAAGUGAUUGACAUGAGGGAUGAAGACUUUUCUGUUAGCUCAGUCUUGGCUUCUGAUGUGAUUCAUGCAAGUCGAAAAGAUAUACCCUGUAUAUUUAGAGUCACAGCUUCGCAGCUCUCAGCAUCUAGCAGCAAAUGUUCAAUCCUGAUGCUAGCAGAUAGUGAGAAUGAGAGGAGUAAGUGGGUAGGAGUACUGAAUGAAUUGCACAAAAUUUUGAAGAAAAACAAAUUCAGAGACCGCUCAGUCUAUGUUCCCAAAGAAGCUUAUGACAGCACUCUACCCCUCAUCAAAACAACCCAGGCAGCGGCAAUCAUAGAUCAUGAAAGGAUAGCUUUGGGAAAUGAAGAAGGGUUAUUUGUUGUGCAUGUCACCAAAGAUGAAAUUAUUAGAGUUGGUGACAAUAAGAAGAUUCAUCAGAUUGAACUCAUUCCAAAUGACCAGCUUGUUGCUGUGAUCUCAGGACGAAAUCGUCAUGUAAGACUUUUUCCUAUGUCAGCUUUGGACGGGCGAGAGACUGAUUUUUACAAGCUGGCAGAAACUAAAGGGUGUCAAACCAUAACAUCUGGAAAGGUGCGCCAUGGAGCUCUCACAUGUUUGUGUGUGGCUAUGAAAAGGCAGGUCCUCUGUUACGAACUAUUUCAGAGCAAGACCCGUCACCGAAAGUUUAAGGAAAUUCAAGUCCCAUAUAAUGUCCAGUGGAUGGCAAUCUUCAGUGAACACCUCUGUGUGGGAUUCCAGUCAGGAUUUCUAAGAUACCCUUUGAAUGGAGAAGGAAGUCCAUACAGUAUGCUCCAUUCAAACGACCACACACUAUCUUUUAUUACACACCAACCAAUGGAUGCUAUCUGCGCAGUUGAGAUCUCCAGUAAAGAAUAUCUGCUGUGUUUUAACAGCAUUGGCAUAUACACUGACUGCCAGGGCCGAAGAUCUAGACAACAGGAAUUGAUGUGGCCAGCAAAUCCUUCCUCUUGUUGUUACAAUGCACCAUAUCUCUCGGUGUAUAGUGAAAAUGCAGUUGAUAUCUUUGAUGUCAACUCCAUGGAAUGGAUUCAGACUCUUCCUCUCAAAAAGGUUCGACCCUUAAACAGUGAAGGAUCCUUAAAUCUUUUAGGGUUGGAAACCAUUAGGUUAAUAUAUUUCAAAAAUAAGAUGGCAGAAGGGGAUGAACUGGUAGUUCCUGAAACAUCUGAUAAUAGUCGGAAACAAAUGGUUAGAAAUAUCAACAACAAGCGGCGUUAUUCCUUCAGAGUUCCGGAAGAGGAAAGGAUGCAACAGAGGAGGGAGAUGCUACGAGAUCCUGAAAUGAGAAAUAAAUUAAUUUCUAACCCAACUAAUUUUAACCAUAUAGCACACAUGGGUCCUGGAGAUGGAAUACAGAUCCUAAAAGACCUGCCCAUGCCAGGUUUCCCUUAUUCAUCCCCUCAUCAUCACUCCGGUCUGAUCUCCUCUCCGAUCAACUUUGAGCACAUCUAUCACAUGACUGUUAAUUCUGCUGAAAAAUUUCUCUCUCCUGAUUCCAUAAACCCUGAAUAUUCCCCGUCUCUACGUUCUGUCCCGGGUACACCAAGCUUUAUGACUCUGAGGAACCCUCGGCCUCAGGAAAGUCGGACAGUAUUCAGUGGCUCAGUCAGUAUUCCAUCUAUCACCAAAUCCCGCCCCGAGCCAGGCCGCUCCAUGAGCGCUAGCAGCGGCCUGUCGGCAAGGUCAUCUGCACAGAAUGGCAGUGCAUUGAAGAGGGAGUUCUCUGGAGGAAGCUACAGUGCUAAACGGCAGCCCAUGCCUUCUCCAUCAGAGGGUUCUUUGUCUUCUGGGGGCAUGGACCAAGGCAGUGAUGCCCCAGCGAGGGACUAUGAUGGUGAGGACUCUGAUUCUCCGAGGCAUUCCACGGCUUCCAACAGUUCCAACCUGAGCAGCCCCCCAAGCCCAGUCUCACCCCGAAAGACCAAGAGUCUCUCUCUGGAGAGCACCGACCGCGGGAGCUGGGACCCGUGAGCUGCUCAGACCCUCGGCGCAGGGCGGCUCUGGCUCUCGGCUCCCCCCACUCACCCUUUUAUCUCACCUCCAUCUCUUUCCUCCAUCUCUGUCAGAAAAUUGACCAAGGGCUGGCAGUAGUUGCAGGGAGGGAUCCCGGAGUUCUGACUUCAUGACUCGCAGAUCCGUGCCCAACCCACCACCCCUGCCCCACUCCAGCCUAACAGCAACACAAAGGCAGACUUUCAUUAAGCAACUUAGAUUGAUACUGAUUUCACACCAUACACUUAGAGUUCUUUCGACAAUAUUUCACCCCGCUCCCCAAAGGUAGCUUAAAUAGACAGAUUACACAAAUGUAAGUGAUAAGAUUAGACAGAUUUUGUUUUCACAGUAGAGUCUCACUGUCCUAUAGUAGCGCAUGGGAUUCUCCCCAUCCGGAGGGGGUGGCCGUCCUGGAGUGGCACACGGAGCUCACUGGCAGGCACUGGGAGGGGCAGUCUGAUGGCUGCCAGGAAAUCCUGACAAAUUAAACCAUGCAUAUUUCACUACAGUACAGAGUUUAAAUACAUAAAUGUAGAAGUUAAAAUACUGAAUGUACAUAGUCAAAAGAAGCAUCUUGUAGUCCCCAAAAGAUGGAUGCAUAUAUAAGAGAGAGAGCAUUUAAAAAACACAUGUGUUUGUCUGUUUCCCAGUGAAUGUAAAGAGUAGGAAGGCCUCGAGCUGAUGUUUGUAGAAGGAGCGGGAAAAAAUUCAGAGUUCCUUUUAGUGCCUGUUCUCCAACUGGUUGUAGGCCGUGGUCACGGGGAGCUUGAGAAGGAGCAUUUGCAGAUACUGGCUCCAUGGGUUUAGAGGGCGAUCUGGCACUAGAGCUUCAACAUUCUAAGCCACUUUGGCAGCAGGAGCAAAAGGCAACUUUUGCCUCCACUCCAGACAUAACAUUUCCUAGUGGUAGAGUUUGAACACUUCUCAAUUUUUAUAGUUCAGUAUCUUCUGCAGAUAAAUGUAGAAACACAGUUUUGUCAACACCUAAUCUCUCCCACCUGAAAAGACACGAGGAAUGUCAUGGCUUCUGACGGUCCAUAAAAAGAUUUAUAAAAUUGAUUUUUUCCCCCUGGGCUAAUCCUGUCCCCCCUCCCCCAAUUAAAAAUGAGUUCCGUUUUAUUGAGGGUGAGUGUCAACUUCCUCAGACAAGCCUGGGAAAAAGACUCUCAAUACCAAAUAAUGCAAAACCUCAACAGCAAGGACUUGAACAGCCUUAACCAAAUACUUUCUCCUACCCAGUGGAAAGUGAACAUAAUGAACCCCAUUGCACAGAGAAAACGUGACUGGAUUCCUCCCCAGUUGCCGUACUGUGUUGUUAGUUACGUGUCCAGUUAAAUUCCUGCUAUUUUGAUUGCCAUGAGAUAAGAUGCAGAACCAGAAAAACUUAUUUCUACAGUCACUUCACCAGUUAAGCACAUGAGAAGAGAAUGAGAUAAAAAUUAAAAGUAUCUCAUGAAAGUUAAAGAGAAUUUGCCUAUCUCUUACUUUCCACCUAAGUUUCUCUGAAAAAUAGAAAUGGGACUUUCUUCCCUCUUCCCCGAUUGGCUCUCGUGCAAGGUGUUGGCCUGCAGUUGCUAGAGGGUUGCCAUGCUGAGCCCUGUCAUCUCACUGCUGCUAUCUGGCACUUCUCAUGGCUUUUGUCCCAGUGGCCUGUGCCCCUGCCUGUGCGGGCUGCAGGGAGCUGAGCGGUCUUCCAGUUGAUGCUCUUUAGAAAGAAGGUUACUGAGUGAGGGAAGGAGGGGUUCUGUUAGGGAUUAUAUUGCAAGCACUUAUAAUAGUGAAUUUGAAAAUAACAGCUGUCUUUGACAGAUGUUCUGGAUUUGGUCCUAGCUCAGAUUCGAUUUUAUUUUAUUUUGGAUGGGCAUAAUUCACUGCAUAGUUCUAAUCUCCCAAAUAUUUUUGCUUUUGGAAAAGAAGUGUCAUGUAGAAAUAGUUUUGUAUUUACAAAUAUCAAGAAUGAGAGCUCAAGUUUGUAGAAAAUGGAAUAAAGUAGCCAGCCAGCCCCCGUCUACGUUCCCCUCACCUUUCCCUUUCUUUCCCCUCUGUGUGUUCCUUUUUCCUUCUCUUCCCAGCAGAGAGGAGACAGACUGAGUCCUAAACUGAUCAGACCCUACACUAAGCCUUUAGUUCAGAGCUUUGACAACUAGUUGUGAAUUAUUGUUGCCUACAGGUGCUUAUUUUUUGAAGGAUGCUUUUAAGAUCAAAGUAGAAUCCUACUUGAAGUGUAGGCUCCAUUACAGUGAGCCUGCUGUUUAGUCUCCCGACAGGACAAAUGAAAGAGCUACCAGAGACUUGUCCUGGCUGCCAGGCAGCUUGUUCAUGGGAAGCCAGUGCCGCAGCUCUGCACUUUGUGAGCUGUCCACUGCAGUCCUGAGGUGUUUCAGCAACUGAAAUGGAGCAGUCCCAAGUACAUCUGUUCUCCAGACAGGACUUUGAGGGAGAAACUUUGCCAAGGGGAAUAGUUUUGGGGAGUAUUUUCCCACUAUAACAGCCAUCCUGCUGGGCUCAUCCUACUCUUAAAUAUGAAACCUGUUACCUUCAGAAGCUUCUGAGAAGAAUGAUUUGAAAAGAUGAGGACUAGGUUCCAGAGAAACAGGAACUAUAAUGAUCAUUCAAAAGACUUGAGUAGCAAAGAUCACACAAAAGGCAUUCUAUCACUAUCUGAAGUCAUCCUUUGCUUUUGUGCAGGACAUUUAAGAAAUGUAGGUGGCAGCAGAAACAUUUCACAGUAGAAAAAAAAAAUCCAGUGGCACUUCUGACAUAGUCUAUAUGCAUUGGUAUUUGGUGCUAUCCGUGUCCAGCCAAUUUGUUAUCUCCUCUUGAAUUCUGAAUUGUCAUGUGCUUUGGGUAUAAAAUUACACACACACACACACAUUUCUUUUUUGCCAAAAACAAAAGCCUUCCUCUUUUUCAAAUGAUUGCUAAAGCAGAUUUCACUUAUUUAGUUAUUGUGUGUGCGCGCAUACACACACACACACUUAAUAUACACAUACUGCAUUUAUUUAGUGAUUUACAUUCUUUCCCAGGGAGCACAGCUUUAAGGUUAUGAGAGACAAGUAAAAAGGGCCCAUCUGUUUGCAUUUCCAACCAAAUCUUGUACCCAAGCUUCAGGGAAGAAUCCCUGUCAUGUUUACAGCAACAUUCUGUCAUUCCCUGACUGGUUCUCAGCCUCUCUUCUUCCAUAUGGUUAGAAUCAUGUCAUUUUGUUACUCACUGGCCACAUCCAUUUCUGAGACCAGUUGCAUUUAUGGAAUCUCAGAUACCAGUAAAGAAGCUCCAGCCCGGAGGUGGGCAGACCCCCUAACCCCUAGCCCACCAGAGGUCAGAGGCUGUCUGCUGGUUCUGGCAGUGAUCGCACACACCUUGGUCUCCCAGCUGCCAGGGGCUGCUAAGGUGCACGGUCCCCUUUCUAGAAGCACUUGGAGCAGCAUCGCCACAGCCCAAGUCCAUUCCCAGCCCUGCCCCUGAGUUAGAGAAGCUGCAUGACACUUCUUGAGACCGUUCCCAAACCUCUGCCUGUGUUCUAACUCAGUUACUUGAGCCCAGAGUCUCUGCAGUGCCCUGUUCAGCAGGAGGGCUGCAGCAGGCCAGGCGCUGCUUCUCCCCGGGGAUGACCAUUACCCACAGGAACCAUUCAGUCAUGGGGAAACGGACUCACAUCCACCUUGAAAUCUCAUGAAAACAAAAUGGCCUGCCUUUUUAUUUGAUAGUGUACUAUCAUUUAUUUUAUAAAUUUUUUAGGAUUUUUUUCUCAUUGUAAUAUUAUUGUACAGUUUUGCAUGGCCUAGGUGUAAUCAUUUUUUGUUUAGAAUAUAAUGCUGACAGAUAUGUGUGUAUGGAAGGGGGAAGAUACUGCUUUGGCCUCUUACCACUUCUUAUCUCGUUUGGUUUUAUGCCCUCAAUGUCUUAGGGAACUUUACAAGAGAUUCUCUGCUACCAAACAAUGAUGUGGAUUCUUUUGCACAGAAAUAUUUAAGGUGGGAUAGUCAAAAAUGUAACAAAAGACUCCUCACCAAUAUUUUAUGUUGGUAUCACUUAAUAUUAACCAGACUUUGAUGUAUUGCAAUAAAACAGGGAACUAUUAGAAUUGA
Tupaia belangeri chinensis (Chinese tree shrew) is the source of this 10134-nucleotide messenger RNA. RefSeq names its product CDC42 binding protein kinase alpha (gene CDC42BPA). Gene Ontology annotation, molecular function: ATP binding; protein serine/threonine kinase activity. Gene Ontology annotation, cellular component: actomyosin; cytoskeleton; cytoplasm. Gene Ontology annotation, biological process: peptidyl-threonine phosphorylation; actomyosin structure organization. The coding region runs from base 485 to 6022 and encodes 1845 amino acids. The record is from RefSeq and is a predicted model, not a curated record. Lineage: Eukaryota; Metazoa; Chordata; Mammalia; Scandentia; Tupaiidae. The transcript is spliced from 40 exons.